UUUGCUCUACAUGCAUCUGAGGGGCGGGGUUAAGGAGCGAGGCUUUGGGCUCCUCCUGCCGACUUUGUAUUUUUCGCGUUAUAUUAAUGAGGGUGUGUCAGUCACGUGAGCGGGAUCCCCUCUCUGAUUGGCUGCCAUUCCAAGUGCGUGCCUUCCGGUCUGCGGUCCCUCACUUCCGGCGCGUGUGUUGUCGUUUAGUCUACGCUGCUAAAACUCUCGAUUCGGCCAGGAUGUCGAAGAGGAAGGUGACGUUCGAGGACGGCGCUGGUGACGAGGAGCCCAGUAAAAGACGGUUGGCUGAGGAGGUUGGCCGCCCCGGGAGCCGCUUUAAAGGGAAGCAUUCUCUGGACAGCGAUGAAGAAGAUGAGGAGGAGGAGGAGUGCGGCGACUCCGGUAAAUACAACAUGCUGGCACCGGAGGACGUGGAGGGACAAGAGAGCGCAACCAUAGAGUCUGAGGGGGGAGUGCGGAUUACUCCAUUUAACCUGAGCGAAGAGAUGGAGGAGGGGCACUUCGACUCCGAGGGCAAUUACUUCUUGAAGAAGGAGGAGCAGAUCCGGGACCACUGGCUGGAAAACAUCGACUGGGUCAGAAUCAAGGAACGGGCUGAGCCCACCCUGGCAGAGGCAGACGAGUCCGAUACCGAUGAAGGCCGAGCUCCUCUGGGGAUGAAGGCUCUUCUGGAGGGGAUAUUGGAGCUGCUUCUUCCCGGAGAAACCGUUGCCAAGGGCAUUCAGCGGCUUGGGGGGUCCGGGGAGAGGAGAAGAGGGAAGGGGAGGCGAGAGAGAGGAGGCAGGAGAGCGGGACGAGGGAGAGGACUGAGGUCCAAGGAACGUGACGACAGCCCGGCGGAGGAGAAAGGAAGGGCAGAUUCUGAAAUGGAUGUGGAAGAGAGUGGGCCUGAUGCGGGGCAGGAAAGGCGCAAUGUACCGGGGGGGAAACAGGAAGUGCGCGGAGAAUCCACAGAGGGGACAGAAGGCUGUCGUGAGGGGCAGAAGGUCUCCGAACCCGCGGCGGAGCCCCUGGAGCAGCUUAUAUCUCUGGCCGAUCAGAUGGUGGCCAUCGGCGUGUAUGAGGUGUAUCAGGACACGUACGAGAAGCUGGCCUACAGGCUGCGGGGUCUGGCGCCCCCACGCGCCGUCGACAUGUUUGCGGACGAGGAGGAGGCCCGAGAGGAAACAAAAAGAGCCUCGCCGUCUGCGGAUGACGUUCUUUGGGAAUAUAAAUGGGAAAACACGGAGGAAGCGCAGCUGUACGGCCCGUUCACCAGCUGCCAGAUGCAGGACUGGGUAGAUCAGGGGUAUUUCCAGGACGGGGUAUACUGCCGGCGGCUCAGCAGCUCAGGAGGGCAGUUCUACAAUUCGCAGAGGAUAGACUUUGAUCUGUACGUGUGAUACUCGGCGUUACUAAAGACUGCCGCCGUGUCCCUGCCGCUUGUUUAUCAGACGGAAAUCAGACGCCGUCUUCCGGUUGGCCGUGAGUGCGGGGACGCAGCUGCAGCCCACGCACAGCGCUGUGUAUAUUGAGUGUGAGUGUGAGUGUGUGUAGGUGGAAGUUGUAAUAAAAUACUUUUAUUUCGGU
Molecule: messenger RNA, 1581 nt
Organism: Spea bombifrons (plains spadefoot toad)
Lineage: Eukaryota; Metazoa; Chordata; Amphibia; Anura; Pelobatidae
Gene: CD2BP2
Product: CD2 cytoplasmic tail binding protein 2
Exons: 7
Coding region: 87-1394 (435 amino acids)
Cellular component (GO): U5 snRNP
Molecular function (GO): protein binding
Source: RefSeq, a predicted model, not a curated record